Desarmillaria tabescens is the source of this 3369-nucleotide messenger RNA. Its product is annotated as WD40 containing snare-dependent exocytosis protein. Gene Ontology annotation, cellular component: plasma membrane; cytoplasm. The record is from RefSeq and is a predicted model, not a curated record. Gene Ontology annotation, biological process: establishment of cell polarity; regulation of protein secretion; regulation of exocytosis. The transcript has 17 exons. The coding region runs from base 20 to 3220 and encodes 1066 amino acids. Gene Ontology annotation, molecular function: syntaxin binding; myosin II binding; GTPase activator activity. Lineage: Eukaryota; Fungi; Basidiomycota; Agaricomycetes; Agaricales; Physalacriaceae.
ACCCUCCUCACCAACAGUCAUGAGCAGAUUCCUCAAGCGAUAUGACGUUAAUUUCCCCGACCUUUCCUCUGAUGUACGCGAAAGAGAAGACUGGAAACCGGCAGAGUUGAGAUCUUUUGAUUUUGCCAUCGAGGUGUCCGCUCUUGCCGUGGACCCGUUGUCAGGUCUUCUAGCAGCUGGUACUGCCGAUGGUCUCCUAUUUAUAUGGGGAAAACCUGGUGUCGAGAUUAAACUGUCGAUUCCGGAGCGAAUAGGUGCCAAGUUUGUUCAAUUUUCAGUCUCAACGUUCCAAAUCGUUUGUCUGGAUAACACGAAUCGCCUACACGUCUGGGAUCUCUCAAACUAUGGAUACCCCAAAUACGUCUGUUCAGCAUUGUUUGAUCAGACAAACGCCAUGACAUUGUCGCCUUCCCACUCCCAUGCUUUCCUCGUUUUGCAAUCAGGAGAAGUUCGAACGUACGACCUAAUCUGUCAUCGGAAGUCACCUUACACGAUACCGAACAUGUGGAAGCUCUAUGAGGACAAGUUGGCUUCUAGCAAGAUGCCUGAAGUAACAAAUGCGGGCUCGUACAACCUGCUAACUGGGAUUCCAGGAGGGAUAGUCCUAUCUGAUCUCACGCAACGAAAUACGCUACGAGUCUAUGACCUUGUACUACCUCCUGGAGCUCCCGGUGGAACUGGAUAUGGUGCUGAAGACAUCCUAACGCACAGAAGGCCAGAAGUUACAUGUCUAGCUAUCCAUCCGGCAGGACACUUCUUUGCCGUUGGCUAUACAGACGGCAUUAUUGCCUACUGGGCUGUGGAAGAUGAAGAUCAACCUCUCAUGGUGCGAACACUUGACUUAAUAGACGUCAAUGUAGUCGAUGGCCAUCAGCUUGAGGAGCACCUGGCUAAACCCAACAAUCAAGCACCGCCGUCUUUGCAGAGAGAACCGAUAUUCAAGCUUUCGUGGAGCUCGUUUUCGGAUUCUUCGGAACCUAGGGGAGGAUGCACAACUCUGACAGUCCUUGGAGGUUUGUUUUUUGGGGAACCCCCCGGAAUUAGCGUGCUUUGGCUUCCUGCCUUUAAUCCACCCGAACCGCCAACGCCGGUUACCGAAGGAGCACUGCAUCCAUUCUACAGAUCUUCUAUGCGGGAUUCUCUUGUCCCCACGCGAUCUUACUUCUAUUCUAGUAAUAACACAGUACAAGACUACUUACUCAUUCCUCGGAACAGUCCCCAUUUAUCAGGUGCCUUUGAUCCCGUAUCUAUAUUGAUACUAUCCGAAUCGACGGAUGAUACGCGAGCACUCGAGGCGUACGAGUUUCCCCCUCCAUCUUUUUCAACCCAAGAAGAGGCCAGUUCCGAUGCUUCAGAGGAUGAUAAAAACGAGGAUACUCUGGACGAGUUAACGGCUACACUCAAAUCCUUGCAGAUGAGUAGUGACCCUCUACGGUUGCAGCUUCCCUGGUCCUUGUGCAGUGAGCUAUUGCAUGGCCGACUCGGCGUAGUUGAUCGUGAUACAUACCAGAAACUGGUUACUGCUACUGAGCCACUAGCUGAAAAGGCACUACCGCUGAAAGGUGGUUAUGCGUGGAAUGAUGAAUCGAAUGACAUGAAAUCAUCUAAAUUCCAAACAAAUCGUAUAUUGAUUACUUGCCAUCAAGAUCUCUCCAUACGAUUUUAUGACAUGAGCGUCCAAUUGCUUAUUGCUGUCAGGCCGGAUCCUAUCCAAUACGAUUUCCCGACUCCGCUGCCUCAUCUGACAAUGAACUUGUCUUUGCUCUUACUGGAUCCACUGGUAUCCAAGCAAAUAUCGACGACAACAGCAGCACCAUUGUCUAUACAAUCAAUCCUGUUUUCGUCGGAGUCUCUGGAGCCUGCAAUUGUCCUCUCAACUGGCAACGUACUGGUGUUUCGAUUACAGGAUGGGCAACGUAACGCUCCGCCGUACCGGGAAUGCGAAGACCGAGAACUCACAUGUUUGGAGCAUCUUAGCAUCUCCGCUGGCUACAAGUAUGCACCCUAUGCCAUUCUAUCGCCAAAUAAAGGACCAGUGACUGCUUGCGCAAUAUCAGAUAUCGGGUUUCUAUCUGUGGCAUAUGGGGACGGAUCAUUGUAUAUUAUCGACCUGCGCGAACCAAGAAAUCCUCAUUCUAUCGGUCUACAUCUAAGUGGCCACGCUUUGGAACCCUUUGUUUCUUUGACCUGGACAAUAAGCGCACUGAAAUCAGAUAAUCAUAAUGGUGUUCGGCUCAUUGCUAUCAGAAAAUCAGGGGUUUGCGAAGUGUAUACGAUAUCCCGAGUGAGCUCGUCGUGGAGAUGCAGUGAAGAAUUUGUCAAAGUGGAUGGUGUAAGCGAUCCGUUUCCCGAGGGCACAUAUAUAGUGGAUGCUAAAACAGGCACUCACCGCAAUGCUACUCGGCGGGGUUUGAGCGAUGCUUUCAAUUCAUCUUCAGUACAAGGGCACGUAUACUUCGUCACUACGGGCAUCAAAGGAGCAAGAUGCUAUAUAGACAUUGAUGGCGAUCGUAUAGGCAAGGUUGAUUGGAACAGCAAGUCUGGUACGGUACAAGAGGUCAAAGUCGUAGAAAAGCUCGGCUCCUGCGCCCUUGUUGCAUUCACGGACAAGCAAGAAGCGCUAGUAUACUCCAUUCCUCAUUUGGAAUUCAUCAACGCUUUCCCGCUACCUCUGACAUUUUCAACCAUUACGGUUGAUGAAACCGGGGAUUUUAUUGGAUGGCAGUGCCAUUCUCGCUCUAGUUUAAUGCGACGCGCUGUAUACGGCACUUUGUUCGACAUGCGACGCUCCAUUCCCCUGCCGGAUAUUGAUCUGACAAGUACUAAAGUCCCGGUUCCUGCUCAGCCGCAGCCAGUGUCUAUGGGGCCGACGUCUUUUCUAGGAUCUUGGUUGACUUAUGGGAAUCAGUCCAUAACCGGGGACCAGGCUGAUGAACUAUUGGGUGGUCCAAAUAGGCCUAUUCCGCAGCCAAAAACCGAACCAUCUGCAGGGGUUUCCUAUGAGGGAAUAUCACAAGGCGCCUCUGCAAUAGCUGCUUCUGCAACCGCAACUCAGAGUAGCUUAUACGAGCGCUUAUCAUCUGCUCUCAAUGACCGAGGGCAGAUGCUGGGUAACUUGGAGGACAGCUUCAAUUCCCUCGAACAAGGUAGUAGAAACAUGGCAGCGCAGGCGAAGCGGUUGGCUGCUGAGCAGACCGCAAAGCAAUGGUUUCGGUUUUGAUACCUUCGUCAACUCCAGUGAGAUAUAGACUGUUGGCGCUUGCUUACGAUACCCAGCAUUGUGAGGUCCGGUUUGUAGUAGUCUUUUUGAUGAUCCCUAUUUUACUAUCUAAUGUCGUAAAUACCUGAGUGGAAAUCCAGUAGAAUGAU